Messenger RNA from Daucus carota subsp. sativus, 3602 nucleotides. RefSeq names its product leucine--tRNA ligase, cytoplasmic. Bases 224 to 3460 code for a protein of 1078 amino acids. The transcript is spliced from 2 exons. NCBI's taxonomy places the organism in Eukaryota, Viridiplantae, Streptophyta, Magnoliopsida, Apiales, Apiaceae. Gene Ontology annotation, molecular function: ATP binding; aminoacyl-tRNA deacylase activity; leucine-tRNA ligase activity. The record is from RefSeq and is a predicted model, not a curated record. Gene Ontology annotation, biological process: leucyl-tRNA aminoacylation.
AAAAUAGUAGAAAAGAAAUACUAACAGUUAAAAUCUUGGUAAAUCUCAUCUGGGUUUUGACUAGGGUUAUGAAUUUAUAGAAUCUGCAGCCUAUCCUAUAUCUCACCAUCUCAUUGUGGCGUCGCAGUGCUUGAGGCACUUCACUUUCUCAAAGGCAUUUUCCAACACAUAUAUAUUUAAUCGAAGGUUUUGUCAGCUUUCUGGUGAGACUCUGCUAAAAGAUAUGGAUUCUGGAAAGAGCUUUGCUAGGAGAGACAAACUUUUGGAAAUUGAAUCACAAGUUCGAAAGUUAUGGGAAGAGAAUGAUGUUUUCCGGGCUGAAGCUGGAGCAGAACCACCCAAGGAGGGGGAAAAGUUUUUUGGUAACUUCCCUUUCCCCUAUAUGAAUGGGAACUUGCAUUUGGGCCAUGCUUUUUCUCUCUCGAAACUUGAGUUUGCUGCUGCCUUUCAUAGGCUAAGAGGUGCUAAUGUCUUAUUGCCAUUUGCUUUUCACUGCACUGGAAUGCCAAUUAAGGCCUCAGCUGAUAAACUUUGUAGAGAGGUUCAGAAAUUUGGCAAUCCACCUGUGUUUCCUGAUGUAGCAGAGGAGGCGCCGAAGGAAGUGGCAUUAAAACCCGAGGAAGUUGAGGGUGCACCUGAUAAGUUUAAGGGUAAGAAGUCAAAAGCAGUGUCAAAAGCAGGCGGCGAUAAGUAUCAGUGGGAAAUUAUGAGAAGUUAUGGGCUUUCUGAUUCUGAAAUUUUGAAGUUUCAGGAUCCUUAUUAUUGGUUAACGUAUUUCCCUCCUCUUGCUGUUGAAGACCUCAAGAGUUUUGGGUUGGGCUGUGAUUGGAGGCGUACAUUUAUCACAACCGAUAUGAACCCAUUUUUUGACUCCUUUGUUAGGUGGCAGUUGUUAAAAUUGAAGGGCAUGGGAAAAGUUGUGAAGGACUUGAGAUACACUAUUUACUCUCCAUUUGAUGGCCAGCCCUGUGCUGAUCAUGACCGAGCUUCAGGUGAAGGUGUUAAUCCUCAGGAGUAUACUCUUAUCAAAAUGGAGGUUGUGUCACCGUUCCCCCAGAAAUUAGGAGCUUUGGAAGGUAAAAAAGUUUAUCUUGCAGCAGCGACACUGAGACCGGAGACGAUGUAUGGGCAAACAAAUUCUUGGGUGCUGCCUGAUGGAAAGUAUGGCGCAUUUGAAAUCAAUGAUGAAGAGGUGUUCAUUUUAACUGAAAAGUCGGCCCGUAAUUUAGCAUAUCAGAGAUUGUCGCGAGUUCCACAGAAGCCGACUUGUUUGCUAGAGCUGACUGGUCAUGAUUUGAUUGGUUUGCCUCUGAGGUCUCCAUUGGCCUUUAAUGACAUCAUAUACUCUCUCCCCAUGAUGUCGGUUCUCACUGACAAGGGUACUGGAAUAGUUACUAGUGUUCCAAGUGAUUCUCCUGAUGAUUUUAUGGCCUUGCAGGACUUGAAAUCGAAACCAGCUUUUAGGGCCAAAUUUGGUGUUAAAGAUGAAUGGGUUCUACCAUUUGAAAUCAUUCCUAUAAUCCACCACCCAGAUUUCGGAGAUAAAUCUGCUGAGAAAAUCUGUACGGAUAUGAAGAUUCAGAGUCAGAAUGAUAGAGAAAAGCUUGAUGCUGCAAAGAAGAUUAUCUAUAAGGGUGGGUUUUAUGAAGGAACUAUGGUUGCCGGGGAAUAUGCUGGCUUGAAAGUCCAGGAUGCUAAGAAUUUAAUUAAAAACAAGCUGUUAGAUAUUGGUCAAGCUGUUAUUUAUAGCGAGCCGGAGAAGAAGGUGAUGUCCAGAUCAGGAGAUGAAUGUGUUGUUGCUUUGACUGAUCAGUGGUACAUUACUUAUGGAGAAGAAAAUUGGAAGAAGGAUGCAGAAAGAUGCUUGGAGGGGAUGAAUCUCUUUUAUGAUGAAACUCGUCAUGGUUUUGAGCACACACUGGGUUGGCUAAAUCAGUGGGCUUGCUCUCGUAGUUUUGGUCUUGGGACUCGUAUUCCUUGGGACGAGGAGUUUCUUGUGGAGUCUUUAUCUGAUUCAACGCUUUACAUGGCAUAUUACACUGUAUGCCAUUUGUUACAGGGAGGGGAUAUGUAUGGUGCUGAUACAUCUUCAGUAAAACCAGAGCAGCUGACAUAUGAGGUUUGGGAUUUCUUGCUAUGUGAUGGGCCGUACCCUAGUUCAUCAAGUUUAUCACCAUCUCUUCUUGAUGAGAUGAAGAAGGAGUUUAAGUAUUGGUAUCCAUUUGAUCUCAGAGUUUCAGGCAAGGAUCUUAUCCAAAAUCAUCUGACCUUUUGCAUUUAUAACCACACAGCACUCAUGCCCAAAAAUCACUGGCCUCGAGGUUUCAGAUGCAAUGGACACCUUAUGCUGAAUUCAGAGAAAAUGUCAAAGUCCACCGGAAAUUUUAGGACCUUGCGACAAGCAAUCGAAGAGUUCUCAGCUGAUGCUACCAGGUUCUCCCUUGCUGAUGCUGGGGAUGGGAUGGACGAUGCCAAUUUUGUUUUCGAAACUGCUAAUGCUGCUAUUUUGAGGUUGACUAAAGAGAUUACAUGGAUGGAAGAGGUUCUUGCUUCUGAAUCAACAUUGCGAGUUGGUCCUCCUUCUUGCUAUGCAGACCAUGUUUUUGCCAAUGAGAUCAAUAUUGCUGUGAAUAUGACUGAGAAGAACUACAAAGAUUUAAUGUUUCGUGAAGCUUUGAAAACUGGAUUUUAUGAUCUUCAAGCUGCUAGAGAUGAAUAUAGGCUUUCCUGUGGCUCGGCAGGAAUGAACCGUGAUUUGUUGUGGUGGUUUAUGGAUGUUCAAACAAGGCUGAUCACUCCUAUUUGCCCGCAUUAUGGUGAAUAUGUGUGGAAGGAGCUGUUGAAAAAGAAUGGGUUUAUUAUUAAAGCAGGAUGGCCAGAAGCUGGGUUACCUGAUCCAACUCUUAAAAGGGCCAACAAAUAUUUGCAAGAUUCUAUUGUCACAAUGAGAAAGCUUCUUCAGAAGCAAGCAUCUGGUUCAAAGAAAGGUAAAGCAAAUGCAUCAAGUCAAAAUAAACCUACCGUUGGCCUAAUAUUUGUGAAUGAGCAAUAUGAUGGAUGGAAAAGAGAAUGUUUGAACAUCCUUCGAGACAAGUUUGACAGCGGAACUUGUACUUUUGCUCCAGAUCAAGAGAUCUUGAAGGCAUUGCAGGAGAGUUCUGUCGGCAAGGAAGGUAAUUUUAAGCAGACUCAAAAGCUAUGUAUGCCUUUCAUGCGAUUCAAGAAGGAUGAGGUUGCUGCUGUCGGUGUUCAGGCCCUUGACCUGAAGUUACCAUUUGGUGAAAUCAAGGUCCUUGUGGAGAAUCUUGAGUUGAUCAAACGACAAUUAGGACUUGAAAAAGUUGAAGUCCUAUCUCCUACAGAUCCUGAUGCUAUUACAAGGGUUGGUCCAAAUGCAUCCUUGUUGAAGCAAAAUCCGCCAUCCCCUGGAAAUCCGACUGCUAUUUUCUUAAAUGAGUGAUGUUUAGAAUUUUACAUUUGUCUCUGAUAUCUAGACUUGAUUUCAGUUUCUUCUCAAUUUAGCAAAAGUUCUGUUCUUGAACUUUUUGCGGUCUUGAUAUUGUAGAUUGUUUCUAAUCUAUAUGAUAAACUGUGUUUUCUUA